CCACUGUGAUGUCAGUCCACACGUGCUGUCAAAUGGAGGCUCCUGAACUCUUGGUCUCAGUGGAACUGCCGUCCAGAUACAGAUCAUGAGUGGUGGGUACGAUCUCAACCUCUUUGCCAGCCCUCCUGACUGCAACUUCCUGUGUUCCAUCUGCCAUGGGGUUCUCAAGAGGCCAAUGAGGUUGCCGUGUAGUCACAUCUUCUGUAAAAAGUGCAUCUUCCAGUGGCUAGCCAGACAAAACACCUGUCCAUGCUGUAGAAAAGAGGUGACAAGGAGAAAGAUGGUCCAAGUGAAUAAACUCCGAAAAACCAUUGGCCGCCUGCAAGUCAAGUGCAAGAACGCUGCAGCUGGCUGCUUGGUCACAUGCCCUCUGGCUCAUCGCAAGGAGCACCAGGACUCGUGCCCCUUCGAGCUGAUGGCCUGCCCCAAUGCCGGUUGCACUGCGCAGGUACUGCGUGGGGUCCUGGAUGAACACCGCCAGCAUUGCCAGCAGAACGGACAGCAGCGCUGCCCCUUAGGCUGUGGAACCACGCUGGCUGCCUUGGAGGGUGAGCACAACUGCUACCGCGAGCUACGUGAUGCUUGGGUCCAACGCCAUGAGCGCAACCGGACCCUGCUGCUGAGCCUGCUGGGGCGUGUACGCCGGGUGCACCGCACCACCAACCUCAUCCGCCGGCAGCUGGCACAGCUGAGCAACUUCCUGGAGGAUGAUACCCUGCUCCUGAAUGCCCAGGUGCAAGAGACUGAGGUUACCCCGGAGGCUGAGAUGUGGGGUACGCAGGGCCAAGGUGUCUUAUAGAGGAGUUAAAUAAAUGCUGAGCCCAGGCCUGGCCCACCUCACACCUCAAGUCCCCCGUGCCUUCUGUGUGUUCUGUUGUCCUUGCUGUCCCUGCAAAUCUUCCGUAUUAGACACGCCCUUUCUCCCCUGGAUUGUUGUCCCAGACUUUUUUUCCCCCACUGAGACAGGAUUUCUCUGUAGGUCUGGCUGUGUGCCACCACCGCCCCACCAUCUCCCAGACCCCCCCCCCCCACACACACACACCAAAGCUCUUCCCUUCUUCAUUAACCCACCUUUUCUCUCCAUGGCUUUUCUGCACCUUCCUACCAGACUUAAUACCUUCCUAGCUGGUGCAACAAAUGACUCAAAACCCUAAUGAAGAAUAGAAGUCAA
Mus pahari (shrew mouse) is the source of this 1171-nucleotide messenger RNA. It is a transcript of the gene Rnf151, whose product is annotated as ring finger protein 151. Gene Ontology annotation, cellular component: plasma membrane signaling receptor complex. Lineage: Eukaryota; Metazoa; Chordata; Mammalia; Rodentia; Muridae. The transcript has 4 exons. The coding region runs from base 86 to 799 and encodes 237 amino acids. Gene Ontology annotation, molecular function: ubiquitin-protein transferase activity; zinc ion binding. The record is from RefSeq and is a predicted model, not a curated record. Gene Ontology annotation, biological process: positive regulation of JNK cascade; regulation of canonical NF-kappaB signal transduction; protein K63-linked ubiquitination.